AUGUCCUCAGCAGUGAGUAAAUUGAACUUGGACUUGGAUCAAAUCGUGCAGUGGUGUAAAGCAAACAAUCUCGUUCUUAAUUCUAGUAAAUCAAAGCUGAUGCUGUUUGGUCCUGAUAAACUGAGCGUCAGGAUAUGCCUCAAGCAGAUGCUGCUGCUGCUCCCAGUGCGACCCACUCAGAGACUGCCAGCCAGCCAGCCAGUUUUGGUCGAAGAUCUGGCACAAAAUAUACCUACAGUGCAAGCACCACGACCUACCCCGGCUCAACAGUCUAUGAACGAAUUCGUACAUAGCAUGAGGCCGCUGGGACCCCGUCGCGCUGAGAAAAUAGAUGAACAGCUGAUUAAAAUGGUCGCUAAAGGUCAUCAUCCAUUUUCGUUGGUUGAAGAACAGGAAUUUAAAACAUUUGUGUCGAUGCUGUGUCCUGGGUACUCGCUGCCUACCCGCAAAACUCUCUCAGAGAGUCUUUUACCAAAAAUGUACAAAAGAGAAAUGGAUAAGGCUAAAGCAAAAGUAGAGGCCGGGCAGGCUAUUUGCCUAACCACAGACGGAUGGAUGUCGGACAACAACGAGAGUUUCAUUGCUGUCACGGCUCACUAUAUAGGAGCUGACACAAAAUUAGAGUCUACAAUGCUCGGCUGUGUAGAGUAUGCAGAACGCCACACUGCAGCAAAUUUGGCCCAAUUUUUGAAAGACAUAACACGGGAAUGGAACUUUGAAAAUAAAAUCACGGCAGUGGCUAGUGACAACGCAGCUAAUAUCACCGCAGCUAUAAAAGCAGCAGAUUGGGCGCCAAAUACCGUGCUUCGCUCACACAUUAAAUUUUUGCGUUCAAAAUGCACUGGCCGCAAUGGCAGAGAGACAACCGCUAGAGUGAAACAAAUUGUGGAGUAUUUCAAACGAAGUUCACAAGCCCUAGCUAAGCUCAAAGAGAUUCAAAAGCAGUUAGAUGUGCCUUUACUUAAAUUAAAACAAGACGACUCGCUGGAACUCCACCUAUGA
Molecule: messenger RNA, 1002 nt
Organism: Cydia amplana
Lineage: Eukaryota; Metazoa; Arthropoda; Insecta; Lepidoptera; Tortricidae
Exons: 2
Coding region: 1-1002 (333 amino acids)
Source: RefSeq, a predicted model, not a curated record